Molecule: messenger RNA, 1317 nt
Organism: Sycon ciliatum
Lineage: Eukaryota; Metazoa; Porifera; Calcarea; Leucosolenida; Sycettidae
Product: adapter molecule crk-like
Exons: 7
Coding region: 189-1013 (274 amino acids)
Biological process (GO): cell migration; signal transduction
Molecular function (GO): receptor tyrosine kinase binding; signaling adaptor activity
Source: RefSeq, a predicted model, not a curated record
AGCUUGGCAGUCGCAGUCGUCUGCAGCCUAGCACUUUAGAAGUAGGACAAGAAAAGAUCGGAGAGAGGAGUGAGAGCUUCAUCUAGAAGUACCGGUAUUCGUAGAGUUUCAUGUUUCAAAAUAAUUUACCACUGGCCGUUCUCUUCCGGAAUCUAUGCUGGAUACUUCCGAACUUUUGAUGAGUAAAUAUGGACCAUCAUCAAACUCGAUCUCGCUCAUCUACGAAUUUAUCACAGUUUGGCUGGUAUCAUGGUCGUCUAGAUAGAUCUGCAACUCUAACAUUACUAGGGAAAACCCCUGUUGGAACAUUCUUGGUUCGUGACAGCAGUUCUAUUCCUGGAGACUAUGUUAUAUCUGUGAGCGAUGACAGUGUCAAGGGAGGAUGCACACAUUAUAUUGUGAACUCUGUUAAUGGAAGAUACUUUGCAGGGGAAGUGUAUUUUCCCUCUCUACCAGCUGUUAUAGAGCACUAUCAGCAGAAUACUUUAGGACGAUGUGCACUGGGAUCUCAUGUACCCACCUCAAGACCUCCAAUUCCUGUCAAGCCAGAUUCUAUAGGAGAACAAUCAACACUAGACAAGCCCGCCACAAACAAGGUACCCGUCCCAAGACCCCCAGCUCCUAUGAAACCAGAUUUCUGUGGAGAGCAAUCAUCGAGUGAAAAGUCUGCCAGUAGCAAGUUCAGUUCAAGCUCUCUGUCUCUGGAUAGUGGCUCAUCUUCAAGUGCAGGAGCCUCAAUAGUUGGUAGUUACCCAGAAUCCACUGCAAUGACAUGUAUAGACGAGGGGAAUUUAGUUGGACACCAUCGUCUACCAUUUACUCCUGAGGAGCCAGCGCAAGCCAUCGCUGUAUUUGCACGGACGGUGAAUGCUUACGACCCAACAUCCUUAGUAUUUGAAAUUGGUGAUCGGAUUAUUAUUCGAGAACAGAAGCCAAGCGGAACAUGGAUUGGCGAAUGCAAUGGUCUCGUGGGGCAUUUCCCUUUCACAGCUGUUCAACUUUGCAGGCAAUAGUAGUGCAGUGAAUGUAGUGAGUAUAGUGUGACUGCCCCGCGGCACCGUGCCAUUAGUUUUAUUAUAAACGGCCCACGCUCCUGACUAGUAGAUUCAUACUGGAUGUUCAACUAUGGAGCACAUCAUACUUUGCCAUGCGGCACCUUUUUCUGAAAAUAUUUCUGUGUUCUGUUGCUACUAGUAAUUCAAUUUGCUAUGCCGAAUCAUCUAGCGUAAGCACAUUAUCCAUAGGGUCGUUCCUUUUUCAUCUACUACUAGUACAUGUACAGUAUAGGUUUCAGUAAAAACUUCUUCUUUCGAUAGA